UUCCCUCCUACUCGCUCACUCUGUCCUCCAUGCCUCUGCUGCAGUGGCUCUCCCUCCCCGCUCAUUCCUCCCUGUGCCGGCUAGGGAGACACAUACCGCCUGCUGCCUGCUGCCUGUCUGCCUGAGCUCCAGGCUCUGCUGUCCUCGCCGCUCCCUCCCCCCACAUGCAGCUCUCCGUAAGGGGCAACGCUGACAUCCCCCGACUGCCUCCACAGCUCCAUUGCUCUGCGGUGCAGAUGCUCGCUCUCUCUGAGUGAGUUUUUUUCCCUCUCCUCUGCUUGCUCUAGCUCUCAGGCUGAGGGAUUCAGCAGAUAAUCAGUGUGUCGGCGAGUGAGAGUGAGCGACUGAAGCAAAGAGAGAGAGAGAGUCUGGAUCAGGUGCAGGAGCCUUCCCUUCGUCUGUCUCUUUCUGUUACUCUCUCUUUCAGUCUGCCUUCAGCCUGGCACAUACAGAAGGGUAGACAGGACUCAUAAUCCAGAAAUAAGCCAUCAAUUCACUCUACUUCUCUGGGACUCACCGCAAAGGAGGGAGAAGAGGAGGGAGACACUCACAGCAGGACUUUGCAGACUGACAAGUCUUGCGUUUUUAUUUCUUUGCUCGCUCUGCGUCCCACCUCACCCUGCCCCUCCCCUCUAUCCCACCCGCACCCCUGCUUGCUCCAGCCAACACACACACACACCCAAAGUGUGUAUCCAGGGGAGGACUGACAGACAUACAGAUAAACAGACGGACUGACAGAUUGCCAGACGGACCCAGUAGGAUAUGGAGUCCAAAGGAAGCGGCAGGUUCACUAUGUCCAGGUGUUUGCGUUCAGGAGACACCGUCCAUGCCAGUGUUGUCGUCACACUUCUGCUCGGUGUAUGGUGUGCUUCAGCGCUGGAGGUGUCAGUGGGGAAGGUGCCCUUCAUGGAAGCGAUGAACGGCAGCACGGUGCUGUUACCCUGCAUCUACUCCAGCUGCAUCGGCAUCAAGAACCUGUACUUCAACUGGCAAUACAACGACAACGGCACCAUGGCGAAGCUGUGUGAGGCGGUGAUCCCUAUAGAAGGUGUGGAACCACGGGUGCAGGUGUACCAGGAGCGGAUAGAGUUUGUCGGCAGCAGCAAGCACAACAACAUCUCCAUCCUGCUGUUCAACGUGACCUUCGAGGACGAGGGCGAGUACACCUGUUUCGCCCGGAACCCCAAGGAGAAGAACCGCAACCAUAGCGCCGUCUUCACCCUGUUCGUGGUGGAUGAACUGAAAGUGGUUGACAAUACCGUAACCACCAUCAUCGUGUCUGUCGUUGGCGGAGUCAUCGGGUUGAUCAUUGUUGUCAUGGUGACAAAGACUGUGGUGCUCCUCAUCCUAAAAAAGUCUGCAGAGAAGAAUAAAGAGUGCCUUGUGAGCUCAGGACAGGACAACACAGAAAAUGGACUCAGCGCAGCCAAAGCGGACAACAAAGCCACACCAAAGGCAUGAAACAUGUGCACCUAUGUAUAUGUACAUAUAUGUCUGUACAUGUAUAUAUGUACACAUGAAAAUAUAUUGAACAGGCAUAGAAAGAAAGCUAUUAUCAAUGAACUGUUUUAUCUUUAUCUAAUGACAAAAGUAUAACAUAAACCAAUGUGAAAUAGUAUGUCAAAUGUAUAUUUUAAAUUGUGCUAGAGAUUUUGGGGAACAUGAUAACUGAUCAGGGCUGGCUCAGACACUCCAAUGACACACCCUAAAGAUUGUGUAUCCGAUUCAGAGUUUAUUGAGGUAUUUAUCUGAAUCGCGCGAAAGCCUACUUUCCGAACAUUUCUGGAAUCAACAUCAAUGUCUCACCAGUUACUCAUUCAUGUACACUAUGUAAAAACAUCUGGUUGACGUUUAUUGGGAUGAAUCUUGUCCUGGGGGCAGAGCUGAGCGGUUUCCGCUAGAUUUAAGAUUAGGGUUAGGCAUAAGGUUAACAGUGUGGUUAAGGUUAGGGUUAAGGUUAAGGUUAGGUUUAAAACAGAAGAGGAUGGACUCAUUGUAAUGCCUGGAAUGGAUGGAAUGGAAUGGAGUCAAACGUGGUUUCCAUAUGUUUAAUGUGUUUGACACCUUUCCAUCAUUCCAUUCCAGUCAUCACAAUGAGCCUGUCCUCCUAUAGCUCCUCCCACCAGCCUCCUCUGGUUUAUAAUCUGAUUUUUACUUUGUGGCUAAACCAGCUAGUGACCACCCUGCAGAGCUGCCUCCAGGACAAGAUUCAUCCCAAUAAACACACACACACACACACACACACACACACACACACACACAAACACACACACACACACACACACACACACACACACACACACACACACGCACACACACAGUAACUCACACACUGCCAAGUUCUACGAACUGCCAUAUUGUAUACUCUACAACAGCACAAUAUAUUCUGACCAUCUCUGCAGCUCUUUUGAUUACGAGACAUAUUUAUGGUAGCCUACUGCCCGAUAGAGAUUCUUUGUACUCUCUGCGCACCUUGUACAGGGGGCAAACAGCUUCCCUUCUUUAACCAUAGUGAACCUUCACAGUCCAUUUUUGACAGAAAGGCAAUGCCUUGAAAGCUGAUCCGGAACUAAUUCCAUACAGUAUCAAUUGUGCCUAUUCAAUAGGAUAUACAGUAACUAAAAGAUCUUCACCACUAUGAUGAACGACUGCUACGGUUACUAAGGUCAAGACUCUUCAUUAGAUCUGCGUACAGAGUACAAAUACUGUCCUUUGGACGGCAACGCAGUGGGCUGGGUUAUGAGCACAAUGUCACUGCGGAGGAAAGGAAUGUGAUAAAGGAGAAGAGGAAGAAGGGAGUCAUUGGAGUGUAUAUUAGAUCCAGGCCGGAACUGGUUUGAUUCAUUUUUGCAUUAGAUGAAACACAGGUGCCUGUACUCACUUCCUGCUCCCUUCGCUUUUAGGGAGCCUUAAAACCGCCAUGAAAAACACACAGAAAAAAAAAAAAGAUUUAAAAAACACCGAAAAUAUCAAAAAGAUCCAGAACUAAAGUAAAGACAAUUCCCGCCUAACCCAUUUCCCUGUAGAAAUGAAUGAACAUUUAUGAUGCUGCUUCUAACAAAUAACCAAUGCAUUUUUCUUAGCAUGUGAAUGUUGUUUAUAUAUAUGCGACACGUCCAUACCACAGGAAAGACUGCUCUCUAGUGUUCUGUCAUCACCUGGCCUGCAUGCAUAGUGGAUCUGUAGGCCACUUGCAGUUAUCUUCACAUCCACUUCAUUCGAUGCAAACCCCCAUAGCACUAACAUGUUAAUGUGGCGACGAGCCUAUAACAGGAUAAUGCCCUCCAUCUUCAGUACAGCAAAACAUUGCACCAUUGACUCGGAUGCCAACUACCAAGCUGGCUCAUCAUCGUUACCCCCUUGACCUUGUGUAGCCUACACUGUCCCGUAUUCAAAUCAAUUGCCAUAUGAACCGAAAGGCCCACUACUGGUAUGCAUGAGUUUGAGCUGCAGAAUGUAGCUACUACAAAGGUUCGUUGUCCGUAAUCAAAGCAUUCCUUUAUGACUCCGGCCCCUCAAGACUGAACGUCAUAUUGCCUCGAUGGGAAACAUGCAAUUCUCAAAGCGAGCAUCUCAAACCAGGCCAAGCCAUAACUCAUCUGUUGAAAUGUAUUUAUCUCAUUUUCAACCUGUUUCUAAAGCAAAUGGGUUACUUGUACAUCCAUAUUUGUUCAAAUUCAGAGGUGCCACUUGAAGUGACGACCACACCUUUAUACGUCUAGGUGUGUGUAAAGCAUCAUUGUAGUUGCAGAGCUCAGACCCAUACAUGAAUGUCCACUUCGUAGGGUUUACUCAUCUGAGAUGGAAAUUUAGUAGGCCCCUCCAUCUCCGUCUCCUCGUCCUGAGACAGUAAAAUGUACAGGGCUUUAGGGAGAGAGUGUUGCUGUAGACUUAGGAAGGGUGUUAAUAGGAACCUUACUCGUGUAGAGUAUCCUUAUGAACAUCUAGACUGUGGUUGAUAUGAGGAGUAGAGAGCGAUGUGCUUGUAGACUCUGUAGGGAAGGUGAUGUUUGCCCCGGUUGAUUAUAACCGUAUUGUGUGUGGCGAUAGAUAACAAGUUAGAUCUGGACAACUAGUCUGUCUAGGGAUAAUCCAUUCUAGACCUCCCUCCUUCUAUUCCCUCACCAUGUUGAGGUUGCAUCGUAGGAAAGGUCUCCCUCAUCACUUGACCUGCAGUACCUUUUUUUUUAAUUUACCAGAGGCCCCGGUGACAUGGAGAGCCAGGGAAUGCUUUUAGACCGAGUGCUGCCAUACUCACUUCCAUCCCAUGGUUGUGAUUUGAAUCCUAUAGGGUCAUUUAGUGGAUGUAGUCGUGGCACUGGACUUACGUUUGCCAUGUAGUGUCUUAGCUUUAGAGAGCAUAAGGUGACACACAUGAUAUUGCGGCAUCGUUCCAGCAGGUUCUUGCAGAAUCACCUUGUUCACCCUUUACCGUCUCUGCCGUUUCUGUAUUCUACUCAUACAUGACCUGUGUUUAACGGAAGCAAUACGACUGGCAACUUUCAUGUGCUGUUGUGGUGGUAAAACAGAUGAUGCAAUAGCCAACUCAUGAAACUAGAUACUGGGUACGGAGGUGUGCUACCUGCUUUAUGCACUGAUGUACCAACUGUUUGCAGUGAUGUGGUCCAUGGUGGCACUCCUGUCCAUUGUAUUACCCCGUUGAAAACCAGUGACACACAGAGACACACAGAGACACACAGAGACACACACAUACACAAACACACACACACACACACUCUCUCUCUCUCUCUAUUGGUUCCAUGUAGUCAGUGAACCAUUACUUCUUUGACAUUGGGGAAAAGCACACAAAGCCUGCUUCUGGGAGAAAAGCAAUACUAUUCAGUUGAUCCUUGUCUGUCAGUGUCUUUGUAUAAUCAAGCCCUCCGUUGAGGUAUUCGGAAGGAUCAUGUCGAUGAAGAAAAUGAUUCAUAAGGCUAGUUAUUGUAUCCGUAUCUUGUUGUUUGCAGAUUCAUUGUCCCUUCUGUAACUUUAAUCAGAUCUGACAAUGUACAAAAAUACCAUUAGUAUUUCUUGUGUGUUACGAAGUACAGAGUUGUCCUUCACUGUUCACUGCUUCAGUAUCUCUAGGAGAACAGUAUCUGUUCAAGCCCCUCAGUAUGAACAGUUCCACAAGCUCUGAGCUCAACUAGCCAAGUCUGAACUGAGAUCAACCAGCUCUGAGCUCGACUACCCAUGUCUGAACUGAGAUCAACCAGUUCUGAGCUCGACUACCCAUGUCUGAACUGAGAUCAACCAGCUCUGAGCUCGACUAGCCAUGUCUGAACUGAGAUCAACCAGCUCUGAGCUCGACUAGCCAUGUCUGAGCUGAGAUCCACAAGCUCUGAGCUCAACUGGCCAUGUCUGAGCUGAGAUCCACAAGCUCUGAGCCUGAUUGUGCACGUCUGAGCUGCGGGGCGCAGCAGUGAGCAUGCCCAGUGUAGUGAUCCUCUAGAGGCAGUCGCAUAGCUGCAGUGAUGCAUUGUGGGCCACAUGUUAUGAUGGACUAAAAGCUGCAAUCAGCUCAAGCCUGCGUCGUCGCGGCAGAUCCACACGACUCACCCUGUGAACCAACGUCUCAGGCAACACAGACUAACAGCAUGGCUGGUAGUAUUACGAGUAUUACUUACAGCACACUGCCUAUUAUUAGGCACCAUUUGAUAGAAUCCCAUCACACUUGCACAACCAUGAAAUGAAACAAAUGUCAUGUGUCUGUUAGUUUUGAUACCUUGUGCACAUUAUGACAGUACACAGAAAUACAGCAAGCCUGAUGAUUCACUGUUUUACGACUACAGCAAAAACCCGGAAAAUGAUACAGAGCUAUAUCUCACGUUCAAUGUUAUCAAAAUACUUAUCUAGCAUGGGAAAUCCAAUCAACGCAAAUACAUGCCAUGAAUUCUCUGCAGCUCAAAUAAGAAUACUCCAAUUUGCUAAUAAUGCAUUGUACAUUGCCACAAGGUAUAUGUGUUCAAUAUAAAGAUCUACAAUGAAAGUCGGGACACAAAUAUAAAUAUAUCCAGUCAUAACAUUGUCUGCUUCUUAUAUAACAGAUGUAUUAAUCAUCUGAUUUGAUACUAAUAUGGGUUUCCUGUGGCCCACUGCCAGAGCGACUCCUACUCACACUGCCAAGCCAAGAGUUUGUGAAGUCUGCUCUCUGCUUCCCACAUUCCAGUGCAGAGAACACCUCCUGCUCCAACCUGCAGUAUACUGUACAGUACAGGUCCUCUGGCCAAACUGCAUUUUAAAACUCCUUUUCUAAGUUUUAGCCCACCAAGGCCAAGCAAACAAAUAAGCAAAAUAAAGUUGUAUCUAUUUUCAUCCUUAUCACAAUGGGUGUGCAUUUGUAGCCAACUGAAGCUACCCACAGCACAGUCUACUCUAUAGUCAAAUAGAUAGGAAUUUACUCUGAGCUCAUAAGGUAGCCAGGUUACUGCCUGUUAGGAUCACUACACACACACACACAGGUUUACACAGUUUUCACCCAUGAUCCUCUACUCCACGGAGCUGUUCAGGGUUCUGAGGAGGGGCUGUUUUCGCUCCCUCACUGGCCUCACCCACAGGAUGACUGUCUGUGGGUAGCAGUCCCUAGAUGGCCAGGCUCGAAUGGUCUCAAGUGGCAGUAUCAUCCUGAUGUCUAAGUACAGCGCAUUUGCUCUUUCUUAUUGGGGUUUAACGAGUGCUGUGCUUCCAUAAUGUCUUGCUAAAUUGUAACGACCGCUGUCAAGCCCAAGCUGAGCAUGAGGGCUAAUGUGGCUCGUGCAGAGGAAAACAGCUCGCCCUCUCACCCACCAAAACACACACACGCUUACUGUGAGGCAGUCACUGACUGACCUGACUCAACCCCCUCAGGUCUCUGAGGUGAUGCUUCCUUUAAGAACUAUAAAGUGAAUGUGCAACACACCCCUCCUACUCCUGUUUCUGUAAUAGUGUCUAACGUUCUCCCCUCUCAUUAACUAUGCACCCCAAUUGUUUUUUUCCCUCUGGAAUUGUAGAGAAGAGAAAAAAAAGUAUAUAUACAGGAAAUAAAGGUUUGCAUAAAAGGA
Molecule: messenger RNA, 7040 nt
Organism: Oncorhynchus mykiss (rainbow trout)
Lineage: Eukaryota; Metazoa; Chordata; Actinopteri; Salmoniformes; Salmonidae
Product: sodium channel regulatory subunit beta-4
Biological process (GO): regulation of sodium ion transmembrane transporter activity; regulation of ventricular cardiac muscle cell membrane repolarization; cardiac muscle cell action potential involved in contraction
Cellular component (GO): voltage-gated sodium channel complex; plasma membrane
Molecular function (GO): transmembrane transporter binding; sodium channel regulator activity
Source: RefSeq, a predicted model, not a curated record